Achroia grisella is the source of this 2195-nucleotide messenger RNA. It is a transcript of the gene Tf, whose product is annotated as transferrin. NCBI's taxonomy places the organism in Eukaryota, Metazoa, Arthropoda, Insecta, Lepidoptera, Pyralidae. Gene Ontology annotation, cellular component: recycling endosome; early endosome; plasma membrane. The record is from RefSeq and is a predicted model, not a curated record. The coding region runs from base 42 to 2090 and encodes 682 amino acids. The transcript is spliced from 15 exons. Gene Ontology annotation, biological process: iron ion transport.
AGUUGCAGUAUAUUUACAAGAGCCAGUGUGAUCACAUAACUAUGACUACGAAGUGUUUUGUGUUAUUGAUAGCACUGGCCGGUUGUGUCUACGGCAAAUCAAAUUAUAAAUUAUGUGUGCCUGCACCAUAUUUAAAGGAUUGCCAGCAAAUGCUGGAUGUGGAAACAAAGAGCAAAGCUAUCAUAGAAUGUGUUCCAGCGAGAGACAGAGUGGAAUGCUUAAGUUAUAUUCAACAACGUCAAGCUGACUUUGUACCGGUUGACCCUGAAGAUAUGUAUGUUGCAUCCAAACUGCCUAAUCAAGAUUUUGUUGUCUUUCAAGAGUUCAGAACUGAAGAUGAACCCGAUGCCGAGUUCCGUUACCAAGCUGUAAUAGUAGUUCACAAGGAUCUACCAAUAAACAGUUUGGAUCAGCUCAAGGGGUUAAAAUCAUGUCAUACUGGCGUGAACAGGAACGUUGGAUAUAAGAUUCCCUUAACAAUGCUGAUGAAGAGGUCGAUAUUUCCGAAGAUGAAUGAUCACUCCAUAUCACCAAAGGAGAACGAACUGCGAGCUCUAUCCACUUUCUUCAAACAAUCGUGCAUUGUUGGCACUUGGUCGCCUGAUGUAAAAACCACAUCGGCGUGGAAGUCCCAAUACAAUCAAUUAUGUGCGCUGUGCCAACAUCCUGACAAAUGUGACUACCCCGAUGACUACAGUGGUUACGAAGGGGCGUUAAGGUGCUUGGCCCACAAUGGUGGUGAAGUUGCCUUCACAAAAGUCUUCUAUGUACACAAAUUCUUUGGACUUCCACUAGGCACGAUACCCGCCAAGCCGUCACCUGAGAAUCCGACAGAUUUUCGCUAUCUGUGCGUGGACGGAACCAAGGUCCCAGUUGGUGGUAAACCUUGUACAUGGGCCGCGAGACCUUGGCAGGGCUUGAUUGGUCACAACGAUAUCUUGGCCCAACUUUCACCACUCAGGGAAAAGGUCAAACAAUUGGCUGAUGCGGGAGCCACCAGUAAACCAGAUUGGUUCACAAAAGUCCUAGGUCUUUCGGAGAAGAUGCACCACGUCACAGACAACAUACCAAUCAAGCCAACUGCCUAUCUCAGCAAAGCUAACUACACAGAUGUCAUUGAGAGAGGACACGGAGCUCCAGAACUGGUUGUCAGGAUGUGCGUGACAUCCAACGUGGCGCUAGCUAAAUGCAGGUCUAUGUCCACGUUUGCGUUUAGCCGAGACAUUAGGCCGAUAUUGGAUUGUGUGCAGCAAAGUUCGGAAGAAGAGUGUCUUAAAAGUGUACAAGACAAUGGUUCAGAUCUAACAUCAGUGGAUGAUCUCGGAGUAGCGUCCGCAAGCAAGAAAUAUGGUCUACAUCCCGUGUUCCAUGAAGUGUACGGUGAGAAGAAAACUCCAAACUACGCUGUCGCGGUCGUUAAGAAAGGUACCGCGUACAACAACAUUGAAGACUUGAGGGGAAAACGAUCUUGCCACAACUCGUACGGUAGUUUCAGCGGCCUCCACGCACCGCUUUUCUAUCUAAUCAACAAGGGUAAAAUAAGCACAAAUUCUAAUGAAUGUGUUAAAGGCAUUGGCGAUUUCUUCUCUCGUGGUUCAUGCAUACCUGGUGUUGAUAAGCCGGAAUAUAAUCCUAAAGGUACUGAUGUUUCAUCGCUGAAGAAAUUAUGCACGACUGAUAAUACUCCACUCAAGUGUCUUCAAGAUGAACGAGCUGAUGUUGCAUUCGUAUCGAGUGCCGACUUGCAUAAUUAUGACGAGUCGCAAUAUGAGCUUCUGUGUCUAAACAGAGAAACUGGGGGCCGAGAUGCACUUUCAAAGUAUACUACAUGCAAUAUCGCAAUGGCCCCCUCGAGAACUUUCCUAGCUGCUAAAACCAGCAUAUCUGAUGUAUCGAUAGCACAUACUCCAUUAAGUUUGGCCCAACUUCUCGACACCAGGAUUGAUCUGUUCAAUAUUUAUGGAGAAUACCUAAAGAACAAUAAUAUCAUUUUCAAUAAUGCUGCAACAGGAUUGCAAACUACAGAAAAACUGGACUUUGAGAAAUUUAAGACUAUCCAUGACGUAAUUUCUAACUGUGGAAUUGCUUGAAUUACACUUUCAUAUUAUUAAGGAAACAUAACCAAAUUUUUUUUACUUAAUGAUAUGUAUAAUAUAUGACACAGUGAAAACAAGUCUGAUUGUGAACUUUUUAUU